AUGGGUACACUGGGUCCUCGCGGCGUCCUCAAUAUCCUUAGAAUGGGUCACCCCGUCCUCAAAAAGCACGCGGAGUCCUUCAAAGUUGAAGAAAUAAAAUCACCCCAAACUCGUCAUCUCGUCCAAGACAUGAAGGAGACGCUCUAUAAGAAUCGGGCGGUCGGCCUGGCCGCUCCCCAAAUCGGGGUUUCGAAGCAGUUGCUGGUGUUCACUGUGCCUGAGGGCGUUCCGAAUCUGACGCACGUCCCGUUGACCGUGCUGUUCAACCCAAAAAUGGAGUUUGUCUUGAAACACGAAAUUAUACAAAUGACGGAAAGCUGCUUGUCGGUCCCGGACUGGGUCGGGAAGGUGCCGAGAUACAACAACGUCAUCAUCAAUUACCUAGAUGAGGAGUCGCAGCCCAAAAGGCUCGUGGCAACCGGAUUCGUUUCCGGAAUUUUGCAACACGAGGUGGAUCACCUGUCCGGGACUCUCUACCUAGAGAGGCUCAAAUCAGUCAAGGACCUCGCGUACAAGGAGGAGUGGUCGGACCACAUGGCCGAGGAUCCGACCGUUUGUUGGAGCGGAACGAUAAAGUUCUGCGACUAAAAAUUUUGCCUCGUGACAUGUAGCGAGAAAAUAAUUCAGACUGCUUCAGGCGACGCCGAUCGAGGUUUCGGCGGUCGAGCUCGAAGGUUUGCGUUGGAUCGACUAGAGGAAGAACCG
Schistocerca gregaria is the source of this 705-nucleotide messenger RNA. Its product is annotated as peptide deformylase-like. NCBI's taxonomy places the organism in Eukaryota, Metazoa, Arthropoda, Insecta, Orthoptera, Acrididae. Gene Ontology annotation, cellular component: mitochondrion. The record is from RefSeq and is a predicted model, not a curated record. The transcript has 2 exons. Gene Ontology annotation, biological process: peptidyl-methionine modification; N-terminal protein amino acid modification. The coding region runs from base 1 to 588 and encodes 195 amino acids. Gene Ontology annotation, molecular function: peptide deformylase activity.